UAAACACACCCACCCACACACACACACACACACACAUUCGUUGAUGUAAAUAUAUACGUCUCCUUCACACUUACACACCCACACUCUUUCCUGUAUGUACUUUUUCCCUAAACAUAUUCGCUCACCCACAGAAACAUGCACACACAAGACAGAAAGAUAAACACUAAAUGAUAAAAGAUGGUAAAUAAUUAAUACCAGGGGGAAAGUAGAUAUUCAUGAUGUUGUGUCUGUCAAGAUAUUGGUUCCUGCUGAAUUACAAGACAGACAGGAACAAUAUCUUUUCAUACUGUAGCAGGAAUGUGAUGCAUACAGUAUGUUAAAAAAUCUGAAUUGAUGUUAUCGACUGAGCUAAAUUUACCAUUAUGAUUAAAUUUCUUUGGUACAGCACAGUGUGAGCCAAUUGCGGUCACUUUGUAUAAUCAGAGUAAACCGCUUUCAUCAUGUAAAGUUGCUUUUCCACACGUCACCUCAACAAAAUGCCCCUUUCUUCCCUGGAUAUGGAUAACUCCCAGUGGUGUUAUCUCGUCAUGUUUGGUGAUACAUAGAAAUACCACUACUUAUUUGUAUUCAUACCGUUUUUUAAAGAAAAGUACCAGUCUGUGUCAGUCCGUGUACAUGUCCAGUCAGGUUUGUUUCCGGCCUCUGGUUAACAGCUGCACAACAGUUUCAGUCUCUUUCAGCUCUGGUAUUACAGCAGUGUUUCAGGCUAAGUCACAUAAUUUAUUUAGGUGGGAGGUUAUGGGGGUUAACAAGAUGGGAUAGUCUGUCUGGAGCCACUUCCAUAUGUCAUGGAUGACAAAUUCUAAUGAAUCUUACACAAGAAUCCUGGAAACUAUUCAAUUCCUCACAGCCCUAAAAAGAAAACAAGAGAUCAUUAACAAGUGAGACAUGCUCUGAAAAACCUGAACAUUCCAAAGAGAUGUAACAGGAAUUCACGUGGUUCACUUUAUCUGAAAUUACCGUAGUCAACAGUGAUGUAAGUAAUAGCAGACUAUAGUGAUACGACUAAUAGCAUGCACACUCACUCAGUAAAGCAUUUAACAAGAAGGGAGGUGGAGCUGGUGCACAAGGGUCGUGAGUGAGGGAGAAGGGGGGGAUUGUGGGAGGGCAGAAAGAAGGAGGUGAUUGUUUGGUAGAAGGAAAAUAUAUAAAGGGGGGAAAGAGACAGAGAGGGAGCAAGUGGAGGGAAGACAAGGAGAGAAAGAAGAAGCUGAUCCACGUUCCGAUAAGGAUUAAAAACUUUUGCAAGCAACAGACUGCACAAUGGCUGCCCUCAGGGACCUUCCUCUUCCCCUGGUGAUCAUUUGCCUGGUUUUCAUCAGAGGUUACGCUCCCCUGCCUACAACCUCCGAAGUCACGGGGACCAAUCCCAUAACACCUCUCAGAGCAAGUGGGUUUACAAGCGAGGCCCGUGCGCUCCCCCCAACUGAUUACUAUGACGAUGACACGGACCGCCCUGCUGUACCCGAGACACCGUUUACAAAUGGAGGGACCAGAAAGCGAUGUGACUACAAUCCCUGUCUUGAGAAUCAGACCCCCUGUACCGACCUAGCAGCCUCCACCGGCUGCUUGUGUCCAGGGUUUACUUUGUAUACUGAGAUUCCAGAGGCCCCUGACCUGAAAACAGUGUCCUGGAAUGGGUCAGAGGUUGUCGUUCAUUGGUGUGCGCCUCUCUCAUAUGUCACAGCUUAUCUUGUGACAGUAGGGGAGCAAGAGAGCAGGCGGUUUCGUGAGGACCAAAGGAGAGGAGCAGUGGGUGACAUAGACCACAUAGCAGAAGUGUGUGUGGUCGCAGUGAAUGAUGCUGGAAGAAGUAAGCCGUCCUGUACGAUGUACCAUCCCAGAGACCACAGUCUGCCUCUGAAAGCAGGACUCAUCGGGGGAGCUCUGGGCUUCCUGCUGCUCCUCUUGCUGGCCGUCCUGCUCUGGAGGCACAAGAGGCAAAGGAAACAGGAGGCCAGCAUGCCUAUGCACUACAUCCCUGAGACUCAGUGAACAGAAACACUGGACGCUCUUUGGUUUUGUUACAGUCCAUUCACUGUGACUACAUUAUAACGUCUAAUUUUCCACACAAACAUGUUUUCUGAAAAUGCUUGAGGCAACUGGAUUUAUCAUCUCACGUAAGGCUGGUUAUGUUCAGUGCAUAACAAACAGAGACCAUCUGAAACCCCCAUCCCCCUCCCUCCCCGAGAUAGCGUGUUCAAAGAAAUUUCAACAGCAUGAUUUGGAAAUCAGAUGCAGAAAAAUAUUGCAUUCAUCAGCGUUGUUUUCCAAGAAUGAAACCCAGAUGACAAGUAAUAAGCAUGCAAACAUGCUGCAAGACAGCUGAUGUGAAUUUGGUCUUUUUUUUUUUUUUUUUUUUGUUUUGCAUUUCAAAUGUUUGCUGUUUGUUUGGAGCUCUGAAAUAUGAAUCAGCUAUCAGGACUUCAAGAAAUGUGCCAGUGAGUUAAAAUAUUUAUGGAGUAACUUUUUGCUACUGCUUUCCAAAUCAUUUGUAACUAAUGGGACAUAACAUGCAAAACUACCUGUAUAGUUCUUUAAGUAUUUAUUUAUUGUUUAAUGUUAGAGAUGUUCUGUCAUACAUGGCUAAAAGGAACUAAUCAAAAUCAGCUCAUACAAAACUUUUAAUAGUAUAAAAUACAAUGAAAAUAAAAAUAGAUUCAUAACAGGCCAUGUGAUGCCACACAGAGGGGUGGCAGAAGGCAAGAAAGUGGUUACAGAAGUUUAAAUGAAAUGGUAUGAUUUGCAAAGUAGUAGCUGUGGCUAUGUGAAAACAUACUGUAUAUGGAAAAAAUGUGUAUUUUAUGGUUGUGUUAAGAUGCGUUAAAUCUCUCCGUGAGAGUUCCUUGUUUUUUGUGUUUAAUUAAAGAGUGACUGGAUCGUGUAAAGUUUCAGGGUCUUAAAGUAAAUGCUAUUAUGUGCUGUAUUAUGUAGUCUACUGUAUUUAUGAACAUAGAUUGGUUGUGGCCUUUAAUCCUGUACAUGUUAAAGGUUUGAUUCUUUGACGUGUCCUUAAAUAUAAGUUUAAGAGUGAAACACAAAAAGUCAGGCAGACUGGAGCUACUGUAUAUGUACGUAUGUUCAAACAUUGCUAUUAAAACUGCUGCACCCAUA
Thunnus maccoyii (southern bluefin tuna) is the source of this 3114-nucleotide messenger RNA. Its product is annotated as LRRN4 C-terminal-like protein. NCBI's taxonomy places the organism in Eukaryota, Metazoa, Chordata, Actinopteri, Scombriformes, Scombridae. Bases 1264 to 1995 code for a protein of 243 amino acids. Gene Ontology annotation, molecular function: protein binding. The record is from RefSeq and is a predicted model, not a curated record. The transcript has 2 exons.